AAUUUAUAACCUAAUAAAAACGCUUGGGGCCUUUAACCAAUGGCAUCAAAUAUCCAAACUCCAAAAACAAAAACAAAAAACACAACAAAAAUAAAAAACAAUUUUCUUUUUCAUGUUCUGUUCCUCUUUCUAUCCACAAUUCUCAGUUUCACUGUUCCCCCGACAAAGAUUCUGCUUCCGUCACCAACCUCCGUGCCAACAAAUGUAUGCGACGGAGAUUCUCUCCAUGUUCGCUCUUCACGGCGUCGAUACUUCGUUGCCAGUGGUCCCCACCACCACCACUAACUCCUUCAAAAACGUAUCUUUCAACAUACCCACUUCACAUAACGCAACGAAUGUGAAGUUGUCUAAAGCUUUGACACUUUGUCGCUGUACUGUUGACUCAAAGUCCAUCGGCGGUGAUGUUUUCUCGGUGACUCCGCCGAACAAGUGUGACGUUGAUUAUCUUGGUGAAAGCACUAAGGGUGAUUUGAAUGUUAAGUUGGAACAGCUUGAAGCUUUUGGAAUUGGUGAUGCUUCAUUUGAAGGUCCAAUCGAGGAAGUGGCUAGAACAGAGGCUAGAGAGGCAGAAGAUUUGCUAAAAGACUUGGGCAUUCCGAGCCCCUCUUCAUCCAGAAAUUCACCUCGUGGAAUAUUCUGCACCCGUACAUUGAAUCUGAGGUCAAUUAGUGCCAUUGGAUAUGACAUGGACUACACCCUUGUCCAUUAUAAUGUGAUGGCUUGGGAAGGCCGGGCUUAUGACUACUGUAUGGAAAACCUGAAGAAUAUGGGCUUCCCGGUUGAUGGACUUGCAUUUGAUCCUGACCUGGUAAUUAGAGGCCUUGUCAUAGACAAAGAGAGAGGCAACCUGGUUAAAGCUGAUCGAUUUGGUUAUGUAAAACGAGCCAUGCAUGGCACCAAAAUGUUAUCUACUCGAGCUGUUAGUGAGAUAUACGGAAGAGAACUGGUGGACCUGCGGAAAGAAAGUCAAUGGGAGUUUCUCAAUACACUGUUCUCCGUGUCUGAAGCAGUGGCCUACAUGCAGAUGGUUGACAGAUUGGAUGAUGGGACCAUACCGGCAGAUCUUGGCCCCCUUGAUUAUAAGGGUCUUUAUAAGGCUGUUGGAAAAGCUCUUUUCUGGGCUCAUGUUGAAGGCCGUCUUAAGAGUGAGAUCAUGUCUAAGCCUGAACAGUUUGUGGAGCCUGAUCCUGAAUUACCUUUGGCACUUUUGGAUCAGAAGGAGGCCGGCAAAAAACUUGUGCUUAUUACCAACUCGGACUUUCAUUACACAGACAAAAUGAUGCGCCAUUCUUUUAAUAGAUUCCUUCCGAAUGAUAUGAGUUGGCGAGAUCUUUUUGAAAUUGUAAUUGUGUCAGCGAGAAAACCAGAGUUCUUCCAAACGUCAAGCCCCAUGUAUGAAGUGGUGACAGGCGAGGGUCUAAUGCGUCCAUGCUUCAAGGCUCAACCUGGUGGUUUGUACUCAGGGGGAAGUGCACAGAUGGUUGAAAAUUCACUAGGUAUCCAUGGAGAUGAAAUUUUGUAUGUUGGUGAUCAUAUUUACACUGAUGUCAGUCAAUCCAAAGUCCAUUUGCGGUGGCGAACAGCAUUGAUUUGUAGAGAACUCGAAGAUGAGUACAGUGCCUUGAUUCGUUGCCGAAGUGAUAGAGAAUCAUUGAUAGAGCUUAUAAAUCAAAAGGAAGUUGUGGGAGAUCUUUUUAACCAACUUCGACUGGCUUUGCAAAGGCGAAGCAAAGACCGGCCUGCUCAAACCCUUGCAGCAACGCACAUGGAUGAUGAAGACCUCACUGAAAGCAUGCAAAAGCUACUUAUUGUUAUGCAACGACUAGAUAAUAAAAUUGCUCCAAUGCUCGAGGCAGAUGGGGAGCUCUUCAAUUCGAGGUGGGGUUUCCUAUCUCGUGCUGGACUGUGGGAUAAAAGCCACUUGAUGAGGCAAAUUGAGAAAUAUGCUGAUAUUUAUACGUCAAGGGUAUCAAACUUUUUAUAUUAUACACCCUUCAUGUAUUUCCGCUCACAGGAACAGAACCUCGCACAUGACUCAUACGCACACUAUUGUUCACAAUUCAAUAAUAAACCUUCUUCCUAGGGAAAAUGGAAGUAGAAUGAGGAGGAUAAGUAUCAGAAAUAAAGAAUCUGCUGGUGAUAUUAUAAGCAGAUGUAUCAUUGUAACAGUAGUUAAUGUUGUGAUGAUACCGUGUAUUAGUUUGGCUGAUAUCACGUCCUCAAUAUUAUUAGGGACUAGGGAUUUUGUUUCCAAAUGACUCUGAAAUUGGUAUCAAAUGAAUUCUAAUUCAUAAUUUAUAUGAUGUGAUCACAUCACAAUUUGGCAAAAAAACAUUAUGGGACAUUGCCACAAAAUUUGUAUCCUGUAUUUGUAUUUGGUUUUAGUAAGUUACAUUCUUACAAACAUUAUAGCUGUAAUUCCAAAACUUUUAAUGUUACAAGUUUCUCAUUA
Molecule: messenger RNA, 2452 nt
Organism: Trifolium pratense (red clover)
Lineage: Eukaryota; Viridiplantae; Streptophyta; Magnoliopsida; Fabales; Fabaceae
Product: 5'-nucleotidase domain-containing protein 4
Exons: 17
Coding region: 113-2083 (656 amino acids)
Molecular function (GO): 5'-nucleotidase activity
Source: RefSeq, a predicted model, not a curated record